This is a messenger RNA of Bipolaris sorokiniana ND90Pr, 1011 nucleotides long. RefSeq lists its product as uncharacterized. NCBI's taxonomy places the organism in Eukaryota, Fungi, Ascomycota, Dothideomycetes, Pleosporales, Pleosporaceae. The transcript has 4 exons. Bases 1 to 1011 code for a protein of 336 amino acids. The record is from RefSeq and is a predicted model, not a curated record.
AUGCAUUCCACAACGUCAGUCGCUCUCUGCCAACAGCUCGAUCAUAUCAGCACCGCUAUGCUCGGGCUUUGCGAUAUCGAUUUUACCGCAUUGAGCAUCAAAAUUUCAGACUUAUCUUCUCAGAUCGCUAUUCAAGCCGUUUUCGAUGAAACAAGCUGCCUCAUAAGAAAGCAGAAGCCUGUGCCAGUUCGCCGGCUGAGCUUUAACCUCAAAACGCUAUUAGAGAAGCCAAACAGCCUACGAUGGUCACAGUUGCAGACAUUAGACUUUCGCACUCUAAUAUUCUGCACUCUGUCCUUCUCUGCUCUCGCAACAAUGCCGGAAGAGCGGUUUGGCUGGCUCAUGAACCAUGCAGAGCAGUAUACGCAGGCGCAGGCCUUCCCACCAGCUUGGAUAGCAAAGGAUCAGAUUAGGAAGGUGAUAACGAAAACGCCCAGACAAAAAAGUACGAAUGAAUUCUGGAAGAAAUAUUAUGAGUUCGAAUUGGAGGUAUUCGACGGCUGCGGUUCUCAGCAUGCAUUGAUCGAAAAACGCGAUAGUUUCGAGAUGUCCGGCGAACCUAACGUGAAUAAUUCAUCUUUAGAGAACCCCCAAACACCCCAAAGUAAACCAGCGAACGCCCAAAACUCACUAAAGAGGAAACGUGUUUUACAUGAGGAAGACCUACGCUCUGUUACACAAUCCGCACCAAAGCAACCACAAAACGAAUCAAUUCGUGUUUCUGGGAGUGUAUUGUGGCCAGCGGAAGAAUACUACUCUUUUUCUUUCGUGAAACAUGAACGGAUCGAGCAGCUUCCGGAUUUGUUCCUGAUCGGAAUGAGAACAAGUAGCUUGUGGAAGAAAGAGAUGGAAGCUGGAGGGCUCGCAGUCACGAAUUGCCUAUCGUUGCAUCUUCCUAAGACGAGCAAUGAGGAUGUUUUUUGUGUCAUCAGGCUCAGUUACAAUGAAGGGUGGAAUAUUUUUCAUUUAUUAGAUCUGGGAACUCCUGUACAGAGAGGAACGCACUUAUAG